Messenger RNA from Struthio camelus australis, 2196 nucleotides. The record is from RefSeq and is a predicted model, not a curated record. Lineage: Eukaryota; Metazoa; Chordata; Aves; Struthioniformes; Struthionidae.
AUGGCGGUCUUGGUCCCGGGGCCCUUGCUCAGCCUGCUGCUCUCCCCACAGUCGGCCACACUGGACCUGAAGUCGAAGGAGGAGAAGGACGCGGAGCUGGACAAGCGCAUCGAGGCACUGCGCAAGAAGAAUGAGGCCCUCAUCAAGCGCUACCAGGAGAUCGAAGAGGACAGGAAGAAAGCAGAGCAGGAGGGAAUUGCGGUGACGGCCCUGCGCCGGGUGCGGCCCACUGAGGGCGAGCCUGAGCGGAAAUGGGUGGACAAGGAUCUCUCCAUCACUGUCCAGGUCAUGCUCUCCCCUGGGGAGAAGCGUGUUGUCAGCGACAAGAAGUCUCCUGGCGCCCCCAAGUCCAGCCGCAGCAGCGCUCCCCGUGGCUCAGGGCGUGCAGGCCUGCGUCCCUCCAGCCGGUCCCCGCGGGCAGAGCAUCCCAGUGACCCUGUCUGGGAAGGCGCCGGGGCCGGAGGAGGCAGCAUGUCCCUUGGGGAGCGCGGUGGACGUGGCCGCCGGGCGCGGGGCCGUGGGGUGGCCUGUCUAGCAAUGGGGGGAGACACCACCGGCCCUGACAGGAAGUCCAAGGAGUGGGAAGAACGGAGGCGCCAGAAUAUCGAGAAGAUGAAUGAGGAGAUGGAGAAGAUUGCAGAGUAUGAGCGAAACCAGCGGGAUGGGCUGCAUGAGAAGAACCCGGUGCGCAACUUCCUGGAUGACCCGCGGCGCAGCGGCCCCUUCCAGGAUGCUGACCGCAAGGAGGGGAGCAGGCGGCACAUUCGCAACUGGGGAGGGGCAGACUUUGACAAGGUCAAGACAGGCAUGGAGCGCGAGAAGGCCUGGCAGGGCCCUGGCCGCCGGUCUGGCCCGAAGGCUGGGGGGACGCUGGACAUGACGCUGUCCAUGACGGGCCGCGAGCGAGCGGAGUACGUGCGCUGGAAGAAGGAGCGGGAGCAGAUAGACCAGGAGCGCCUGGCACGUCACCGCAAACCCACGGGCCAGUGGCGCCGGGAAUGGGAUGCCGAGAAAACGGACACGAUGUUCAAGGAGGGCUCUGUGGCAGCACCAGGCCUGGAAGGGGGCAGCAGACAGGAUGAGAACAAGCGCCCUCCCAAGCUGCCCACCUUUGGGGAGUUCCUGUCCCCACAUCGCACAGAGCGGAGAAGAAAGGGACGGGGCCGUGGACGGAGCCAGGGAACAGGGGCCAAGCCUUACAGCAUGCAUGACAACCGCUGGGAGGAGAAGGAGAUGCUGGCAGCAGCAGAGAGAGUUGAAGGCCUGGGGCAGAAGCAGCUGGAUGAACCGGCAAGCGCAGCCUUCGCAGAGCCUCAGCCCUCCCUGAACCCUGAGGAAGAUGAGGACCAGUGGGAGGAUGUCAGCGAGGAGGAGGAAGAGGAAGACAGCCCUGGGUCAUCGGGCGAGGAUGAAGCACCCCCCAGUGCAUCCCCCAAAGCCCAGCGUCCCCCAAAGGCUGGGCAAGCCACAGCUCCCAAGCUGCACAUUCCCCCUGCGGCGCCCGCCCCCAGUGGGGGGGCAAGCAAGCCUCUGAGCCCCUUCUCCCCUGUGGGAGGACACAAGCCUGUCUCGGACUGGGGCGAGGAGAUGGACCUGGCCUCUCCGCGCAGCAGCCUGGGAGACAGCCCCUUGCCAGGCCCCUCUGCCCUCUCAGCCCAGUCGAGAGGGGUAUCUGGAGAGACUGCAGGGCUGAGCCCCGUGGAGCUGGCUGAGGCCCCCCGACGGGAGCAGAGCCCUGCAGAACCCUUGCAGCAGGAGGAAGCAAGGCCAACCACAGAGCAGGAGGCCUUGGGAGAUUUGGAGAAGCUGGAAGAGGUGGCCAGGAGCCCCCCAACUGCCCCAGCGGAUGAGACGCAAGGGCCCCAGGCUUUGCCCCACAAGCCAGACUCAGAGGCUGCUCCUGGCACAGUGGAAAUCACAGGCUUUGAGCGGGUGCGUUUCCGUAAGAACUCGCCCUCUCCGGCUGGCCACUAACGGGACUGACUCCUGCACCCUCUGGGCUUUGUGCUUUGUCUUGUCUGUCUGUCCUUCCCACUUCUGGGUGGCACUUGCUGGCUCUGAUGCUCAUGCUGCAGACUGACUCGCCUGCCUCCUGUGCUCGCGUGGGCCUACGAUCACCCUGGAGCUGCAAUGCUUGCUCCCGGGAUCUCUGUGCAAUGGGAACAGGCUGCAUGGAGUCUGCUGGGGCUCUGAGCU